GAGUUCGUCCUGUACAGAUCAAUUGCACCUAGGAUUUCUGCUUGUCAUUGUUGAUUGUGCAGAGUGCCAGGGAGAGUCUGUCCCCAUUUUAUAUCAACCCAGGAUUGAGGACUGUUGUCAUACUGCCAUUUACUGGUAUUGAGGCCACACCACAGCAUAAAUCUUAUGGGAUGUACCUUGGUUGAAUCUGGAUUGUACACUUUUUGCAAAACGGAUUGUAUCAUGCCAACGACACAGUAACAGAUUGUGCUGAUGUACAAAUGUACGUGCUUCUAAACUUUGCAUACCAACCAACAAUAUGUGAUGUCAGCAGUGGCGCACUGGAGGACAUAUAUCAUAUGAAUGUGUAAUAGUGAAUAUGCCCAUCUGAUGUGAAAUCAACCAUGACAAACUGGUGCUGAGUGAUAUUUUCACCGUGUUUAGAACAAUUGUUAAUGUAAAUUCAUCUGGAUGCAACUUACUUCAGAACUACACACAUUAGCCAAUGGUUAGCCAAUUGGUUAUAUUUGCUAUCUAAGAAGGCUUCCUGUUGCAGACACAAUUUGUCAGUGGUAACUUCACUGACAUCUGAUAGAGUAUGCUACAUUUUUAGCUGUUGGAGCCUGUUGCUUUUUGCUGCUAUUGCUACCAAAAAAAAACCACCCAAAAUUGUAAAUGCUCGCUACGUACAUGUAUGUGCUUGAUAUAGUGAUACAUGUACAUGUACACAACAUAAAGUGAGAGUUGCAAACAACGUUAGUACACUGUGUAAUGUUGCACCACAAAUCUAUAUGUGCAUGUGUACAGAGCCAACAAGUUGUUGAAUACAGCUAUAAUGCAGAGAUAGAGUGCUAUGGGAGUACAUGUGAGUGAAGCGACGACUCAGAACCAACUCAGAAACCCGCUGUGUAGGAAGAGACGACUUAUUUACUGCAGUUUUAGUUUAGUGGUGGUCCUCACCAUGUCUUCCAUGGUAGUGGUGACAUUGCUCCUGCUGGGGGUCAUCCCGGCAGGUCAUGGGGAGCAGGAAGGUUGCGAUGGUGACAUCCUCAAGGAACUUGAUGCCUUAGAUGAUAUGCUUCAAGUCUCCACAGCGGCCCCAGUGCUAAGCUUAGAUGAGCAAAAGUUGGAGCACAAGCCUAAAAAGCUGACCCAGUCCAAACUCCGUGAGAUUGCAGCGUUGACUGACAUCGAUCGGUUUAUGGGCCCUGAAAGGCUAGAUCCUAUCCUAAAAGAAAGGGUUCCAGGAACGCCAGGAAAUGCUGAAGUUAGACAGUACAUCGUCUCCAGUCUUCAAGGCCUGCAGAGUUGGGACAUUGAGGAGAACAGGUUCUCGGAGUGGACGCCUCACACCAGGGCCAACACGGAAUUCGUGAACAUCAUCGCCACGCUGCGCAACGCCAACGCCCAGCCGGAGUCGGACCUGAAGCUGGUCCUUGCCUGUCACUAUGACAGCAAGUACUACCCCGGUCACACCUUUGUCGGUGCCACCGACUCGGCCGUACCUUGCGCCAUGCUGCUGGACCUGGCACACAACUUGAAGGCUUCACUAGAUGCCAAGACAUACAUGCCGUACACACUCCAGCUCAUCUUCUUUGACGGGGAGGAAGCGUUCAUUCGAUGGACCAGCACCGACUCCAUCUACGGCUCCCGACACCUGGCCCAGAGAUGGGCUGAUCUACCCCACCACUCGGUCAACAACAAGAAAAUCAUCGAUGGAAUUGGUCUUUUUGUUCUGUUGGACCUUCUCGGGGCACCCUCUCCGAAAUUCAAUAAUUUUUUCUCGGGAAAUCCCCAGAGUGACCGAAUGUACAAGCACCUUCAGAAUAUAGAACGCCGUUUAGCUCAGAACAAUGAGCUGAUUUCUUACUCUAACGACGGUCCUUAUUUCAACGGGGCUACCUACCGAGGGAUGAUUGAGGACGACCAUAAGCCGUUCCUCAAUCGAGGUGUGGACGUCGUGCACGUUAUCGCCUCACCAUUCCCGCCCGUCUGGCACCAACCCAACGACAACAAGUCCAACCUGAACCGCAACACCAUCUCCAACCUCAACAAGAUUUUCCACGUCUUCGUGGUGGAGUUCCUGCACCUGAAGCCCCCCGAAUGACAUACAACGCCGGUCAACCCUAGCCCGCACCAGCUGCACUCCGGCACGCCGCCGCUGCUCAAACCGACGCACAGCGCUUUUGUAUUGUGUUCGUUGUCGCUUGUCCGCUUUUGUGCCUAGGUUUUGCAGUUGGCUAGGGUUACCGGCCCAAACUGAGUAAUAAGAGAAAACAAAAAUUGCAUUUAGAGGACAGUUGCUAUGGUGAAAUUAAAUAUCUGCCUUGAUUGCCAUCAAGUUGAAAAGUUUUUAAGAACUUUUUAAGCUUAUAUUCAGUAAAACACUCAAAUACCUUUAAAAGUUCAGAAAAGCUGGGAACAAAAUUUCAAUACAUUCUUAACUCCUUAGGCAUUUUUUUGCCAGAAAACUUCCGAACUUAAUGUCUGGGAUCAUUCCACUUAAUAUUUACACGAACAGUGCAAACGUUUUGAAUAAUUUAACAUUGGCUGUUUACAAAAAAAGGUUUGAUAAUGUUGGCAACAUUUGAUUGAAUUGAACACACUCCUGGGCACAAUUUCACGGCGCUGCUAAGCACACGAUCUUCUGCUAAAAGAGCCUCCAUCUAUUUCAUGGAGUCCGUAAGCAUAAGCACAGCAAAAGGCAUGCUUUACUUCAAAGGAAAAAUUUGCUAAACUUAGUGACGUAACAAUAGAAAUCUCUCCACGCGCGCACGACUGUAGCACAUCCACGCCUUGAAAUAGUGCUUAAGGCUGGCAAAUUUUUCCGCUAUGCUAAGCACAAGUUUUCUGCUAACUGUUAAGCAACGUCGUGAAAUUGGGCCCAGCUCAAUAAGCUAAUGGCAAUUUUUUCGAUUUGUCAAAUUUCAAGUGGUUCCAAGUCCAGUGUGCAAAAAAGAAUUAGGGACUGUAAUCUGCAUUCAGAAAUCCUUCAAACAUCUUCAAAACCUCCCGGUAGAGUUUGAAGACUCUAGGAUGGUUUAAGGGUUGGCGUAUCCACAUGCGAAACCACUAGUCAAAUUAAGCAAUCUUUAAACAUAAGCAAUUUUACCAAGUUUAAAAUUAAUAAAGAAAAAUCACCACAGCAACUGCCCGUGAGAUACAGUCUCACUAUUUACUCAAAGUGCAUGAUGGGAUUGCAUGUCACAUGAUCGACUUAUCCAGGUUACAUUGCACGGAUUUAUCGUAAUCAGAAUAAGGGUGUGAUUCUUAUUGCAAAUUUUGGGCGGGUAACCAAUAUGUUAUUCAAUGUUUUAGUAAUAAUAACAUUUUUUAUUUUUAUUUUUGAGAGUAAUAAUGAGCAAGUGGUAGAACAAAUACUACCUCAUGAUUCUGCGCAAAUUUCAUGGAGCCAUCUGUUAAGCAGAAAAUUCAUCACAGAAAUUGUUUAGCAAUAUUUACUAAGCAAAAACAGAUUAUUAACCAAAGUGUCAUUCGCUGGAUACUUGUUUUUAGUUGUACCUUUUUCUUGCUUAUCCGCUCCAUGAAAUUGAGGGCUGCCUUUUUUGGCCCCCAAAGUGCAAGGUAUUUGAAAAGCCAAGUUCGGUUUGUACGCUACAAUCUGCCAUUUUACAAAUAAAAAGAGAAUGUGUUUUAACGCCGUUUAUUUUUGUGAUACAUUAUAUCAAUACAGUGUGUGUUUUUUGGACGUCUUGCAUUACUGGAGUAUAUAGAGCAGCUAUCAGCAUUUGUCGUUUAAAAGAAAACAGGCAUCCAGAAUUUAAAACGUAACAUAGAAUUUCCGGGGUUUGUUCUCAACCGAAUUUCAUGACGCCGCUUAACGAUUAGUCGUCAAGUUAUGCUAACUACGGCAGACAAAAAAUAAAAGCAUUAUCUUGAGGCCUAGACCUGCUCAAACUGCCGCAAGUACGGAAGUAAAUAAAUUGCAACAAACGGAAAUUGUGCCAAAUUUACGUCGCGUUUUCUUCAAAAUAUUUCUUCAAAAUUCUUUUGAAUAGCCGAGCGAACAACAAAUCUGAAUUCAAAUAUUUCAUCCUCCUCAUUGAAGCUCAAGAUAGGGUCAUGAUCUAUAAAUUGAGAAAAAAAUUAUUAAUUUUUUUUACUGUUAUUUGAACGUUUUUAUUUACUUGAGGAUUUAUUUCUAACAUAUGUGUAGAUGUGCUUGUUCGCCUGUUUUAGAUGUAAAUUGAUAAAUGUUUUACAAGUGUUCGUACGAGCUGCAUUCAUAAAAUUCAAAUAUUCAAAUGAGUUUUUGCUACUAGCCUUCAAACAUUCCCCAUGUAUAAAAUAGGUUGAACCGAGCAAACUUGUAUCAUACAGCAUUAUAUAAACAUCUAUAACAUCAUGUAAAUUGGGAAAUUAUUUAUAUUUUAUUAACAUAUUUAUGAUGCAUAACUUUUUUUAAAAACCCACAAUUUUUUUUGGUUUUAUGAUUAAUUGGAGCAUUAAGUAAAGUUUUUGCUAUUAAGUUCUUGUCAAGUUGUGAAUAGCAAUAAGCCAGCUACCCAUUCUUCCCCGGCCAAAUCCAUUGAGCACAUUGGCUUUGUCAGCCUCUCACCCAUACAACCUUUUUAAAUAAUACUAGUUAUGAGACGUUCCGAACACCAUGUUGUAAAAAUAGUAGAGGAUUUGCAUGGUUUAUCAAAGGCCAAAUAUAUUUUACGUCCAAGAAAAAUCUGGAAAACAAUAAAACAAAGUUUUGGCAAAGAA
Patiria miniata (bat star) is the source of this 4710-nucleotide messenger RNA. RefSeq names its product glutaminyl-peptide cyclotransferase-like. Bases 833 to 2086 code for a protein of 417 amino acids. Gene Ontology annotation, molecular function: glutaminyl-peptide cyclotransferase activity; zinc ion binding. The transcript has 7 exons. NCBI's taxonomy places the organism in Eukaryota, Metazoa, Echinodermata, Asteroidea, Valvatida, Asterinidae. The record is from RefSeq and is a predicted model, not a curated record.